This is a messenger RNA of Xyrichtys novacula (pearly razorfish), 2757 nucleotides long. The record is from the annotation of a GenBank genome assembly. Lineage: Eukaryota; Metazoa; Chordata; Actinopteri; Labriformes; Labridae.
AUGGUCUUUAUUCACAUCUCUGUGAUCGCUGUGCUUGGUCUUCUGUCUUUGGGAGAAACCGCUCCUCUGAGCAGCUGUGACAGUCUGAUCCAACCUCUGGAAAUCAGAGGACCAGAGCAGGUAUGGAACCCUCUCUCCAUAUUUAUAACCUCUCUCUUCAUUCUCACAGUCCUCUCCAUGAAAGCCCAAAAUUAUCAAAAUGAUUUUCUGUAGUAUCAGCUGAGACAAACAUUUUCUAUUUCAGCUGUUGGGAAAGUGGAUGCGUGUUGCGGUGAGCUCAGACCAUGAGGAGGCAGAGCUGUUACAAGCUUUUCAGGACAGCUACUGGAUGAGACUCACUGCUGACAACGAGAGCGAUGUCAUCUCUGUCAUGGGAGCUUUGAAAGGGUAAUAAAAAAUGAUAUAAAUGUAAAAUAUAUUUAAGUGAACUCUCUAAAUAUUCAAGGUGGAAGAUUUGUUUUCUGGUUAGAUAUUCAUGUCUUUAGGUUUUAACUUAGCAUUUUUGUUCCUCUCGUGUAGAUUUGGACUUUGUUUCACAUUGACAACUAGGUUAACCUUGGUAAACAACACUCUCCAGCGUGAGUAGAGAAAUGUGUUUUUAUUUCAAGGGUGUUUGCAUGUGUAUGUGUGUGCCUCUACAAUAUAUGUGAAUUUUGAGUCCAGAAUCAGCACUUUUCCUCCUCUCUGAAAAGUUCUUUAUGAAGAGACUCAAAUGUGACUUCUUUAAAAUAAUGUGUUUUCUGUUUUUAUCUAUUUGUAGCUAUGAUGUACAAAACAUCCCCGAUGAUUGAGUUUGAAAUCUGGAAAGAGUUUCACUUACUGAAAACUAUAGUAAGAGGAGCUUUAUUUACCCUCAAGGGGAAAUACAAUACUGGCAUUAUUUGUAAAUAAAUGAUGAUGCCCGUGAAGAAUUAAAUAAUAUUUUCUCUAAAUUGGUCAUCAGUGGUUGGUGAAACCUUCAGAAAUGACACCUUUGUUUUUCAACCUCAUGCUCAUUACUGGGGUUUGCAGUACCAAAAAACGAACUGUUGUCUGCAAGUCCAGAACCCCAGAGUUGUUGAAAUCAUCAGGACAGGACCAACCCUUUGUUUGUUUUUCAUUUUUCAUAUAAGACAUUAACAUUAAAUUAUAAAUUUGACUCUCACGAGUCAGAAUGAUGGGAUUUUUGUGAGAUGAAGACCUCUUUGAAGGGUGUCAAACUUGACAAAAACUGAAAGUUUCUCACAGGAGUUUUAAAUUACAUUAGAAUGGGGGAGUUUGACUUAUAUUUUGGCAGAUUGUCUCAGUUUGUUGGUGUUGAUUACUGUCUUCUUCUUCUUCUUUGACACAGCUUUUAUCAACCAGACCAUGAAAUCAGGUGAGUAGCUUAAUACAGUGAUGAGGCACAAUGUGCAAACAUUUCUGUAAGAUCUGUAUACACAUACAUCAGUGACCCUAUGUCUGUAAUUGCAAUUGUGUGUGUGUGUGUGUGUGUGUGUGUGUGUGUGUGUGUGUGUGUGUACCUCCCAGAAUAUUUCUUUGUUCCAGGAAACGUGACCCUGCUGAAAACUGAGUGUUCUGACUGUCUGCUGCUCCAAACACAAAACUAUAUUAUGGGAAAGACAUAUGACAAUCUCAUCCUUAUGAGUAAGUUGUAUCUUCUUCUACACGUUGUACCCUGCUAUUAAAAAUACUUAUACCUCUGAAACUUCUACUACAGCUAUUAUUAAUACUAUUCAUAUCAAUAAUACAAAUUAAAAUAAAGUACAUUUGGAUCUACAUUCAUUACCUGCUGUGAUGAAUGUCUCACAGGAGGGGUUUAAGUGUAACAGGUCAGUGUUGGUAUACUGAGUUCUUUUACAGCUAUUUCAACUAUAAAUAGAGAAUAUAAACAGUGUUGCAGCUUGGACAGCUUGGACUCCGGGGUUCUGAAAGCUUAGCGGUCUGCAUAGAAGCUGUGGUCCUUAUCUCAGUGGUCCCCGAUUAGAGUCCAAGACAUGACCCUUUGCUGCAUAUCUUUCCUCACUCUACUCUCCAUGUUUUCUGUCUCCUUUAGCCUCGUAAAAAAACACAUAGAACAAUGGAAAAAGAAAGCUUGUUUAUCUCUUUAGUAAUAGUGAUAGUAUAGUGUUACGCAAAUUAGAGUCCUUCUAUAGUAAGAAGAGAUCCCCACCCUGUCAGUAAACUAGUUUGAAUAAAUCUCCAUUAUCUGAGUAAUAUUCCCCCCAUAAAAAAACGGACAUGUCUACACACCGUUGUCACAUCCUCCUUUGUUAUCUAGAUGCAAUAAUAUUUCAUUCAGAGAUCUGCUGUGAGUUAAAUCAAAAAUCCUGUCACUGUGUUUUCUUCUGUCCCUCAGGUAAAAGACAGACUGUGACUGCUGCUGAGAUGGAGGAGCUACAGAAGCAAGCGGACUGUCUCAACUUAAUCAGGCCUUUCAGCCUGAGCUUUGACAGAGGUAUGAUUUACCUGCAGCUAUUGUGGUUUUUUUUCCAAGUAGAAAGGGAUAGAAGCAUGCUAGAUCUACAGGGAUCAGAACUAUUUGGAGUUCUUCUAUAACCAGAAUGUUGUUCACAUGGUCUGUAUCUUACAGGACAAUGUCCAGAGCCUGAGUCUCCAGGGGCAGAUGUUAUAGAUAUGACACCGUUGUUCAGUGGAGACACAGACGUGCGGCCUAACAUUAUUGAGAAGAUCUUAAACGCUACAGGUGGACUGGACAAUUUUCUCAAAAGGGUCACUGAUGCGACGCAGAGACUACAAAGAAAUGAUCAAAAAUAA